AUGCGGACACAAAAUAUUGAGGAUAUCAUCCAAAACAAUAGACAAUAUUAUCCAAAACAUCUAUGCAUUGAUCGACACAAUUGGUCGACAAGUGUGCCGGCAUUUGAUGGCCAAUCAACUGAUGGAUAUUUAGUGCCAAAUAUUGUUCACUAUAUACUGUUUAAAACACAUUAUAUAAAUUAUGUACACUUUUUGUCGAUAUUAUCGGUACUGAAAAACCAGAAACCCGAUAGUCUAUACAUUCAUUGCGAUUGUCAUGAAUUACGGGGUGACUAUUGGCAACGUAUCAAUCGAGUGGCCAAUGCGACCAAUACUACACGGCUUAUUGUACGACAAAUUCAACGACCGACUCAUAUAUUUGGCCAACAGUUGAGUCUAAUAUUUCACAAUUUUCAUGCAUCAGAUAUCGGCCGACUCCAAGUGCUCCGUGAGUUUGGCGGCAUUUAUCUGGACAGAGAUGUCUAUGUUGUGAACAGUUUGGAUCCGUAUCGCAACUACGAGCUGACACUGGACUAUGAAAUCUGGGACUUUGGUUUGCCAACCGAACACAAAGUAAUGGCCACACAGACAAUGGUCGGCCAUAGAAAGGCCCGUUUUUUGAGACUAUGGCUAAUGUGUUACUGUGAUUAUCAUCCCUGGGAAUGGUAUUACAAUGCGGGCGAAAUGCCUACUAAAGAGAUAUUAGUGAAACGGCCGGAUCUGAUUCAGGAUGCAAACGGCAAGUUUGGCGGCGACGGUCCGCGAGUAUGUCCGCAACUGUAUCAUCGCUUACGACCCGAUUGGCGUCAAAUCUAUUAUACGGUUCAUCUGAAUAUUAAAGACAAUUAUCUGUCGCCGCUUGGCUGGUGUCUCAAUGGUAGCCGACCGCCAAUAUCUAAGUUUGACGAACAAAAUGUACGGCAAUUGAGGACAACAUUCGGCGAAAUGGCCACCGAUGUACUGGACUAUGAGUUAUCAAUUAAAUAA
Molecule: messenger RNA, 966 nt
Organism: Oppia nitens
Lineage: Eukaryota; Metazoa; Arthropoda; Arachnida; Sarcoptiformes; Oppiidae
Exons: 1
Coding region: 1-966 (321 amino acids)
Source: RefSeq, a predicted model, not a curated record